ACGACCUCUUACUUCACUCCAUUCCACUCACUCUAACUCAUGAGCUCCAAUUACUGCUCAUAAUCCAACUUGACACAUUCAUUCGCUCUUACAGCUUGUCAUUCUUUACUCACUCUCGAUCACUUAAUCCACCAACCACCAAUCACCCAAAUGGCCCGCUCAGAAGCACGUCCAAAACGAAAACCACAACUGGAACCAAGGAUAUACGCUUCAUCACCUCUAGCAGGCUCAUCAGGCGCAGGAGUACUCGUACCACCUCCUUCACCUCGUCCACCUUUAUCACCCGCCGCUUCAAGCUUCAUGUCUUCUUCUAGUGUAACCAGUCCUAGGGAGAAGGAGUAUUUCUCUAGUGCGCUGUCUAGGGAGGAGAAGGACGAUGAGCAGGAGACGGAGGAUGGAGAAGGAGAGGAAGAAGAAGGAGGAGGGAAAAUGAACCUCCAACAACAGCUCAAAGCAGCCAUCGCAGCUGACCCAUCUCUCUCCCUCUCCCCUCCUCCCGCCACACUCGCCCCUUCCUCCGUACACCGCGCCACCUCCCGCUCCCCCAACCGCUCGCCCAACAACAUCAACGUCCAGUCCUCUAUUGCAUCCUUGGUCGUACCCUCCGACCCGGUGGUGGAUGUGGACGAAAGACGCUUGUCUGGCGUGGGGACGUAUGAUGUUGGGCUUGGACUGCUUUCGAGUGAUGCGAUGAGUGAUGAGGAGAGUGAGGAUGAGGAUGAGGAUUUGAGGGUCAGGUCUCCUGUCCCUGCCGCUGCUGGGAAGGAGAAGUCGAAAGCGAAGCCCCAGGAAACGGGGGAAGAGAAACCCCGCCCUCCGCUCGGUCUGGGGAUCACCGUCCCCCCUAGCACCUCAUCCACGUCAAACCCAGCCCAUCUGUCCCUCUUCGCAGCAGCGACCCAAGCCCAGCCCUCCGUCCCUCUCUCCCCCUUCCCCCUGCCCAACUCCCCCUCUUCAGCAAAGGAAAAGGAAAAGGACAGGCCGAUGCGGGAUCAGGUCCUGUCCCCGCCUCCGCCGGCGUAUUCCCCCCAGGUGCAGGGGUCGGGGCUGAGGCAGGGGGCGCAGGAACAGUUCAGCCAGCAGAUGAUGCACCCGGCGCCGAGAGCGGUGCCUAGGGCGCUUAACCUUGGUCCUGCGCACCAACAACCUCCUCAACAACCACAACAACAGCGGCAACCCCCGCCUCCGCAGAUACGUCAAGCCCACCCAACCCCGAUCCUCCGUUCUCCCCAGCCCUACCCCGCCCACCCCCAACCCGGAAGCGGAAGCCCGUACCCAACCCCACCCCCCGCCGCAGUAUCCCGUUUCCCCCCUUCACCCCAUUCCCAAUCCUCGAUGUGCGAGCCGCUCCUCCCCCCCCAUACUCCAGGCACCCCGGGCGCAGCGUCUUCUUUCUCCCCUCACCCGUUGCCCCCUAGCUCGCCUAUCGUCCCCCGGUUCGCGGCCCCGCAGAGCAAGCGCGGCAGUUUGAGGUUCUCGAUGGCUGUCCUCUCCCCCCUGCAGCAGCAGGUGGGUGACGCACUGGGGAUCAUGCGUUCAGAAAAAGAAAGUGCGCUCCCGGUGCGCAAACGGGACCCGGCAAGCCUGCCUUCCAAACGCGCAUCUCAGGCUCCGGCUGCGCUUGCAGGGUGGGGAAGGGGCGGGCAGGCAGACGAUGGUGACGCUUUCUGGCGCAGGUUCUCGAUGGUAGCAAAAGAAGCCAACCAAAAACCUGCCAAUUCCCGGUCUUCAAACUGGCUCAAAUCUACCCUAGACUCACGUCAAUCCAUGCACCGCCUGGUCAUAUUCUUCGUCUGCCUUGGAGUGGCUUGUCUGGGGGGAGGGAUAGCUUGCGCGUGGUAUUUCACACAUCGAGGAGGGGGGCCGACGGUGCCCGUUGCGAUUGGGGGAAGUGAGGGGGAAGUGGGGGAUGUGACGACUAGUGCGGUGGGGCAUGUGAGUACUUGGGUACCGCCGGAUCGUAGACAUGUGCGCGAGGGCGGAGCCCGAGCCAGGCGAGGAGGGGUUGAGCUUGAGCCGGAGCUUGAGCUGGAGGUUGGGGUGGAAGUGGAAGUGGAAGUGGAGGGACCGGCAGCUCCUAGACCGGCGACGAUCCCGACGCCCGCUGUGGAACGGUCGGGGAGGAACCUCACCCGUUGGAGGAGACAUAAGACUCUACCGGUGCGGUUGCUGGAAGCGCUGGACUGAAUGGUCCUGUGCUGGUGCUGGAGAUGGAGAUGGAGGAGAAAAUACCCCUCGCAAGAACUACAUACCGACCCCGACUGACCCCUACUUGACCCGCCAGAUGUUGGAAGGGGUCAUCCACCACGCACCACGCACCAUGCACAUAUAGAUGCGCCUUUCUUUUCUUUUUUGAACGUUUGACGUUUGCACGCUCGUUUUUCUUCUUGACCAACACCUUGACCCCUGGACCCCUCGAUCCUGCUCGACGACACCUUCGUCCCUAACGGGAAGGCACUGCACCGAAUCGAAUCCCAAGGUUCAGCAGUACAUCAACAUGCUUUUCUUGCCGCACUUGCACUUGCACUUGUUUAUCCGUUCACAUGACAUACAACCUUCAAUUUUACGCCUUCACCUUCAGUUUUCAACCUUCAACCUUCUAUGUUGCACCUUCAACAUUCCAUGUUGCACCUUCCAUGUUGCACCUCGCGUACCCCAACACGUUCAACGACCUGACCUGACAGCGUCCGACUGUCUCCCCACCCUCCCCCCAACUCCUGCUGUUUCCUGCACUUC
Messenger RNA from Dacryopinax primogenitus, 2736 nucleotides. RefSeq lists its product as uncharacterized. Lineage: Eukaryota; Fungi; Basidiomycota; Dacrymycetes; Dacrymycetales; Dacrymycetaceae. The annotation marks the transcript as partial. The record is from RefSeq and is a predicted model, not a curated record. The transcript has a single exon.